Messenger RNA from Calliphora vicina (urban bluebottle blowfly), 2036 nucleotides. It is a transcript of the gene CycD, whose product is annotated as cyclin D. Bases 195 to 1874 code for a protein of 559 amino acids. The record is from RefSeq and is a predicted model, not a curated record. Gene Ontology annotation, cellular component: cytoplasm; cyclin-dependent protein kinase holoenzyme complex; nucleus. Gene Ontology annotation, biological process: mitotic cell cycle phase transition; regulation of cyclin-dependent protein serine/threonine kinase activity. Gene Ontology annotation, molecular function: cyclin-dependent protein serine/threonine kinase regulator activity. NCBI's taxonomy places the organism in Eukaryota, Metazoa, Arthropoda, Insecta, Diptera, Calliphoridae. The transcript is spliced from 5 exons.
UAUUCAAAUACAAAAUUGAUUUCAACGUGUUUAACCUCAAAUAAGUUUAAUUAAAUUUGGUAAAAAGGGGUUAUUAUUAAUUAAUAAGACAGUAUACUGUUGAAAAGUUAUAUUUAACUUAAAAAAGCGUUGCAGAAAGGUUUUUAUUUGAAAUAAACAUAAAUUCCAACAAUUCAUAUUAAAAGUAAACAAUCAUGGACCUUUUGUGUACCGAAAAUAUAAUGCACGAAUAUGAAACGGAAAUAUUGUGUCAUCAUCAACAACAGCAGCACCAGCAACAGUUACAACAGACAUCAACGUUAACUAGAGAAGCAGAUGAAUAUCCAGAAGAGCAGCAAACCACACUUCAUAUAAAUAGCAAUAGCAGCAAUAAUAUUAAUAAUAAUACUACCACUACUAUUAUAACAACUACCUCACCACCAUCACUGUACUCUAGCAGCUCCUCGUUGUUAUCCUCAACGACGAGUUGCUCAUCGACAAAUUCUUCCGGUUACAAUUCCAGCAGUAGCUCGAGCAGCAGCAGCAGUAGCUCCAGCUUAAGUAGCAGCAAUAAUCCUUUAACCUCCUCUACAUCCUCCAACUCCUCCUCCACACUAAACAGCAGCUCUUCUAACAACAACAGUAAUUGCUGUCAUUCCUCCAAAUUGCAAUGUGACGAGGAUAGCAAUGACUUUGUUGACAAUUUAUGUGCGAGCAACAACAAUCCCACAACAUCAGCAACUGCAGCAGCCAGCAAUAACCAACAACAACAGAAUAGUGUUUAUGCCAACAAUCUCAUUAAUCGUUCAUUAGAUUAUGUCAACACGGCCACCGAGGAUCCCACCUUCUUAACAGAUCGUUGUUUGGAAAACGCUCUAAAGGCGGAGGAGAAGAGGCCACAACCCAUAUGCACCUAUUUUAAGACAGUACAAAAGGAUAUUACGCCACCUAUGCGUAAAAUUGUCGCUGAAUGGAUGAUGGAGGUCUGUGCUGAAGAAAAAUGCCAAGAAGAGGUUGUACUCUUGGCCCUCAAUUAUAUGGAUCGGUUUUUGUCUACGAAAACGGUGCGUAAAACACAUUUACAAAUUUUAGCCGCUGCCUGUCUCCUGCUUGCCUCCAAAUUACGUGAACCCAGUUGUCGUGCCUUAUCCGCUGAACUAUUGGUGUUUUACACCGACAAUAGCAUUCAUAAAGCCGAUUUAAUCAAAUGGGAACUUUAUGUCCUCAGUCGUUUGGGCUGGGAUCUAUCGAGUGUAACACCAUUGGAUUUUUUGGAAUUAUUAUUGAUACGCCUGCCCAUAAGAAGUUCAAAAUUUCCCGAUUUAGAUUUGGAUAAAGUGCGACAACAUGCACAAGCUUUCAUAUCAUUAGCAGCCAAAGAGCAUCAUUUUUCAAUGUAUUCAGCCAGUACUAUAGCAGCAUCAUCGAUAGCUGCUGCCUUGAGUGGUUUAAAUUGGCAUUUACGUACGGGUCAAAAUUUGCGUUAUUUACUUAAUCUCCUUACAGAUCUAACCAGUGUAGAACAGGAUUACCUCCAUGACUGUAUGAUGAAAAUGGAAACCAUCUUUGAAGAGCACAGUCGUAAUUUACAACCCUAUUUGGGUAGUGUAGAAAUACAGCAUCAUAAUUCCUUAAAUAACAAUAUUAGCAGCAACUCCACCUCCUCAACAACUUUAACAACAGCUCAAUCUCAGUUUAUACAAAACAAUCCUCAAUAUCUUCAUUAUGCAUAUCACAAUCAUCAUCAUCAUUCCGGCCCAACAAUGCAUCAUCAUCAUCUGGAUAUCGUCAGUGCGGCGGGUAGUUUAAAUGCGAAUAAUUUGCUACCAAAUCUAACACAAACCUGUAAAAUGCAAGCCAAUGCCCAAAAAGAGGUGCAGGAUAUAAAAUUCUAAGUCGUAGUUUUUUAAUAAGUUUUUUUUUAUUAUUAUUAUUAUCAUUAUUAAUAUUAUUUUUAUUAAUUAACUAGUUUUUUAUUUGUAGCUUUAGUUUAUGAGAGAAGAAAAAAAGUAAAUUUUUUUUAUGAAAAAAAGAAAAAUUAAGAAAAUCGAAUUGUU